AUGAUCGACGAGCGCGCAACCUGGACCGACGAGAAGGAUGCUAUCUGGAUGACCGAGAUGAUCUACCAAGUGGUAGUCCUUGGCAAAUGUGCAAACAGUGGGUUCAAGAAGGAGGCGUGGCAGGCAGCAUUGAGUAAUCUCAACAUCGAACACCGCGUUAACUACACCAAAGUCCAGCUCAAGGCCAGGAAUGCAGAAAUUAAGGAGCAGUAUGCUCAAGUGUCGCAAAUGCAACACUUCCUGGAAGGGAAACCAAGACGGUGGGCGUUGGGGGAGACAAAACGCUUUCCACAGAAUCUGCGCUGCCAGCAGCUCUAUGACGGAUGCCACGGGAAAGUACGCAUCAUCAACAACACAACAGGAAAGUAUGGCCAGCUCAACCGACAAUGGUGA
This is a messenger RNA of Aphanomyces astaci, 393 nucleotides long. RefSeq lists its product as hypothetical. The record is from RefSeq and is a predicted model, not a curated record. The coding region runs from base 1 to 393 and encodes 130 amino acids. Lineage: Eukaryota; Oomycota; Saprolegniomycetes; Saprolegniales; Verrucalvaceae. The transcript is spliced from 2 exons.